This is a messenger RNA of Salvelinus namaycush (lake trout), 1095 nucleotides long. RefSeq names its product photoreceptor outer segment membrane glycoprotein 2-like. Gene Ontology annotation, cellular component: membrane. Gene Ontology annotation, biological process: visual perception. The transcript is spliced from 3 exons. The record is from RefSeq and is a predicted model, not a curated record. Lineage: Eukaryota; Metazoa; Chordata; Actinopteri; Salmoniformes; Salmonidae. The coding region runs from base 1 to 1095 and encodes 364 amino acids.
AUGGCCGUGCUGAAAGUGAAAUUCACCAAGACCAACAGGGACAAGCUUGCCCAGGUGCUGUGGAUCCUCAACUGGGUUUCCGUGGUGACGGGGUUGAUUUUGUUUAGCCUGGGGCUCUUCCUAAAGGUGGAGAUCAACAAACGCUGGGAGCUUAUGGCAGAAAGGGACCUCCACUACGUCCCCAACAUGCUCAUUGCCACAGGCCUCAUCGCCUGUGGCAUCAAUUUCCUGGGCGGGAAGAUCUGCUACGACUGUGCGGACACCACUAAGUUCCUGCGCUGGAAGCUGCUGAUGCUGCCCUACGUCAUCUGCACCUUCUUCUUCACCUUCUGCAUCCUGGUGGGGGCUCUCAUGUGCUACGGCAUGCGCGGGGAGCUGGAGGAGGCUCUGGACCUGGGUCUGCGGGACGCCAUGCGCUAUUAUAAGGACACGGACACACCAGGCCGCUGCUUCCUGAAGCGCACUGUGGACCUGCUGCAGAUCCAGUUCCAGUGCUGCGGCAACUUCGGCUUCAGAGACUGGUUCCAGAUCCAGUGGAUCAGCAACCGCUACCUGGACAUGUCCUGCAGGGAGGUUGUGGCCCGGCUGAGGAGUAACGUGGAAGGGAAAUACCUGAUGGACGGGGUUCCCUUCAGCUGCUGUAACAUUAACUCACCACGGCCCUGCAUCCAGCACCAGAUCACCAACAGCUCAGCCCACUUCAACUAUGAAUACCAGACAGAGGAGCUCAACUUGUGGAAGAAGGGCUGCCGCCAGGCCCUGCUGGAGUACUACACCCACAUCAUGCAGUCCAUUGGCCUCACCGUCCUCAUCAUCUGGCUGUUUGAGCUGUCGGUGCUGACCGGGGUGCGCUACCUCCAGACAUCCCUGGAGAACGUGCUGAGACAGGGGGACCCAGACUCAGAGUCCGACGGCUGGCUCCUGGAGAACAGCUUUGUGGAGACAGCCAGAUCCAACUUCAAUAUCAUAAAGAGCUUGGGGAAGUGCAACCAGAUUGGCACAGCCAACAACGGCGACCCCAACAUCGACGUCCCCUCCACAGCCUACUAUGGACCAGACAACCUGCCCCCAAAACAGAUUCCUGUGGCCAGUUGA